AUGAAUGUGUAUGACUCGCUGGGUGGAGAAGACCAGGGUUUCUACGACCUUUUCAGAUACAUCCGCAUAUCAGACCAAGUGCAAGGCGACAUCAAGUCAAAGAGGAUAUGGAUCUCUCGGAAGGAAUGUCCCCACCAUCACCACGAAGAUCACUGCGCAGGAUUGGGCCUCAAGGAGCUCAAAUGGCUCCAGGACGUGACCAAGUUCCCAACCCCCGAGUACUGGCAGGGGAUAUUCGCGAAAAUAAGGACCUUCGAGAAGGAGAUGAACAUGACGAUCGACGACAUACGGGAAACGGACCUCGAACCGUCUUUAGACGCACUGCUCAACGACGCGUUCAAAUUAGCAGACACAAUUAUCGAGAGGUCGUGCGACGAGGACUCGGACAACUACCAGUGCGGGCAACGCCAAUACGAUUCAGACAAAGACAGCAGCAAUACAAUGCCUCUUUUGACCAUGGAAGACAUUCGCAGUAUGUCGGAUAUGGAUACUGGCGACCAGUCUCCCGAGCCCUCCGACCCAGCACACUCCCCAACCAGACCCGGAUGCGGAUUUCCUCAUGGGAACAAUUUCUGUGACUCGCAUCGGAGACAAUACGAGUACGAGAAGGCCAAGCAGGAACGAGCCAGGGCCAAGCUUACUGCCCGCAAUCGAUACCUCAGACGGACUCUGCGUAGCGAGUAAAAUCUCUAACAUCUCU
Dreissena polymorpha is the source of this 700-nucleotide messenger RNA. RefSeq lists its product as uncharacterized. NCBI's taxonomy places the organism in Eukaryota, Metazoa, Mollusca, Bivalvia, Myida, Dreissenidae. Bases 1 to 684 code for a protein of 227 amino acids. The record is from RefSeq and is a predicted model, not a curated record. The transcript has 4 exons.